Aureobasidium pullulans EXF-150 is the source of this 1035-nucleotide messenger RNA. RefSeq lists its product as uncharacterized. Gene Ontology annotation, cellular component: cytosol. NCBI's taxonomy places the organism in Eukaryota, Fungi, Ascomycota, Dothideomycetes, Dothideales, Saccotheciaceae. The record is from RefSeq and is a predicted model, not a curated record. The coding region runs from base 1 to 1035 and encodes 344 amino acids. The transcript is spliced from 2 exons. Gene Ontology annotation, molecular function: glyoxylate reductase (NADPH) activity; NAD binding; hydroxypyruvate reductase [NAD(P)H] activity.
AUGAAACCAAAAGUUCUUGUCGUCGCCCAUGGUGUUCGCUCUUUGUCACCUUCGCUUUCAGAACAGAUCGAUGCAAACUACCACAUUAUCAACUAUGACUGCGACAACACUGAUGAAUGUAAACGAAGAAUGAUGCCAGGUGGGCUGUACUCCGAAAUCGACGCCAUCGUGGAGACCGGAUGGAAGAAGAGCGCACCCUUUCUGAAUCACAAUCUGUUCAGUGGCGACAUGGUACAAGCAUACCCUUCAAGUGUAAAAAUAGUGUCUUGUUCUGGACACGGAUACGAUGCAGCGGAUAUACCUACCCUUACUGCGCGUGGUGUAUGGUACUGCAACACACCAGAUACAUGCACGACUUCGGUAGCCAACACAGCUAUUUUCCUGAUCCUUAAUGUUCAUCGCUACUUCGGUUUCGCAGAGCAUUGCGUGCGCAUUGAUGCAUGGUCGGCUUCAAGGGCCCUUGGCUCUGUCGCUAUAGAUCCAAUUGGACAGACUUUGGGCGUUGUCGGUCUAGGAUCUAUUGGUCUUGCGACUGCACAAAAAGCCGCUACUGCACUCGAGAUGAGAGUGCAUUAUUAUGGUCCACGACGCAAGCCUGACGCCGAAGCUAAGAUCCCUGGAGGAGCAGUAUGGCAUACUAGCUUGUCAAGCCUGUUGCAAGUCGCGGACUGCAUAUGCCUUGCCUGUCCUCUUACGAAGGAGACGCAUCACCUGAUGGGGACUGCCGAGUUUGCGGCUGCAAAACAAGGAUUGCGGGUGGUGAAUGUGGCGAGAGGACAGCUUAUUGAUGAGGAAGCACUGAUCACAGCUAUGAUCACAGGAAAGGUGUGCGGUGUUGGACUUGACGUAUACGAGAAUGAGCCAGUGGUUGACGAGCGCUUGAAAAAUGAUCCGAUGGUGACGAUUCUCCCACACAUCGGGGUGUGCUCUCAGACAUGCUGGGGAGAGUUUGAGCGAAGGAAUUGGGAGAACAUUGAUGGUUUCUUUUUGUCGGCAAACAAGAAGCCUUUGACCCCUGUCAACGUUAUAGAAUGA